Messenger RNA from Prionailurus viverrinus (fishing cat), 2128 nucleotides. RefSeq names its product G protein-coupled receptor 15 (gene GPR15). The record is from RefSeq and is a predicted model, not a curated record. Gene Ontology annotation, cellular component: membrane. Lineage: Eukaryota; Metazoa; Chordata; Mammalia; Carnivora; Felidae. Gene Ontology annotation, biological process: immune response; G protein-coupled receptor signaling pathway. The coding region runs from base 143 to 1105 and encodes 320 amino acids. The transcript is spliced from 3 exons. Gene Ontology annotation, molecular function: G protein-coupled receptor activity.
UGAUCUUUUAAGGGGUGGGGUGGUGGGGGUGGUGGGGAAGAGGUAGCCACUAUAUAAAAGAAGCUUCCCUGAGAUUUUAAACCUUUAUACAAAAACUUCCUAGGUAAGGAAACUUAAUCGGAUCUGGCAGCUGACCUUAGUGAUGGACCCAGAAGCAACUGCUGUUUUUUUGGAUUAUUUCUAUGCUACAAGCCAAAAUCCUGAUAUUGAGGAGACCCACUCCCGUGUUGCUUAUACAUCUGUCUUCCUUCCCAUCUUCUACGCAGUUGUGUUCCUGAUGGGAGUGUUGGGGAACCUAGUCCUCAUGAGUGCAUUGCAUUUCAAACGGGGCAGCCGAAGACUGAUCGACAUCUUCAUCAUCAACCUGGCUGUGUCUGACUUCAUUUUCCUUGUCACGUUGCCUCUCUGGGUGGAUAAAGAAGCAUCUUUAGGACUGUGGAGGACAGGCUCUUUCCUGUGCAAAGGCAGCUCCUACAUGAUCUCAGUCAACAUGCACUGCAAUGUCUUCUUGCUCACCUGCAUGAGUGUUGACCGCUACCUGGCCAUCAUGCGCCCAGCCGUAUCCAGGAAAUUCAGGAGGAGAGACUGUGCAUAUGGAGUCUGUGCCAGUGUCUGGUUUAUCUCCUGCCUUUUGGGUUUGCCUACUCUUCUGUCCAGGGAGCUCACCCUGAUUGAUGAUAAGCCAUACUGUGCAGAGAGGAGCGCUACUCCAAUCAAACUGACUUGGGCCCUGGUGGCCUUAAUUUUUACCUUCUUUGUCCCUUUGGUGAGCAUUGUGACAUGCUAUUGUUGCAUCACAAGGAAGCUAUAUGCCCAUUACCAACAGUCGGGAAAACAUAACAAAAAGCUGAGGAAAUCCAUAAAGAUCAUCUUUAUUGUCGUGGCAGCCUUUGUCUUCUCCUGGCUGCCCUUCAAUACUUUCAAGCUCCUGGCCAUUGUCUCUGGGUUGCAGCAGGAAGUCUACUUUUCCUCAUCUGUUAUCCAGCUAGGCAUGGAGUCACAGAUUUCUUGUAAUAUUCCUAUGGCAAGAAGAAAAGAUAAAUCCAGUGUCAAAGCUCCCACUAUAGACUGUGUGCCUAUGGGCUCUGCCACCCAAACUGUAUGAGACACUCUAAUAAAGUGCUACUUCCCUGCGUCCUCUGAGUGCCUACCUAUCAAAACCUUCUGACAUCUUCCUCAAAAGCUCCUGGACCCUUCAACAUUAAGCAACCAAAAGGUUAACCCUUUACAAGCAAGAGGCCUUUGGGAGCCAGGCACCCGCCCUGACGAGAGUGUCUUUUCAGACUGGCUGGUGCCCAAGAGGGUGCAGGCUGUUAACAGUUUUGAGUAUUGUCCCUGCAUGCAGCCAAUGACAGCAACUUAAAUUCCCAGCUGUACUGGACAUUUGUUGGUUGACCUAGCAUGCAUUCUCACACUCCACUUCCACCCCCAGGCAAUCAUCUACCUCUUCUUCCUCACACAGCUCAUGUGUUUUGGUAAAGGUUGAACCCACCCUGAGCGCCAUGGAAAAGACUCCGUAAACUUCAGGUCCUUGGUACCUUCCAUCCUCUGGCCACAGGUAUAACAGGGCGAGCAUGUGACCGGCCAACCAGGCUAUUUGGAAUGCCAGGACAACACUGCUCUCUCCCCUCCCAGGCCCUGUUGAAAUUUGCAACAACCUUAGUAGGAGCAAGAGACCCAGUCUUGGAAUGAAAUUAACAUUGUUGACACUAAAGAGGUACAACAGAAAAACUAAGCAGCACAAAGCAAAUCAAAAUAAACUGAGUCCUUCCUGGCAUGGCUGAACUACUAGAUCAACCAAUGCUGAAGUCCUCCCGAAUUCGGACUUCCCAGUCACCUGAACCUAAGUAUUUCUUUUGUUGUUUAAGCUCAUCUGAGUUGGGUUUUCUUUUACCUGAAAGUUUAUGGGACCUCAUAUAUUAACACACUGGUCCACCAGCAAAGUUUAGCCAAAGGUCUCCAGUAUAGCCCUUUAGUUAAUUAUACCACAAAGUUAUGAAACAAAGCAGAAUUUCUCAAAAUGUGUUCUGAAGAAUGGCUAAAAUAAAAAAUACAAGAAACAAGUGUUGGCAAGGAUGUGGAGAAAAAGGAACCCUCUUACACCGUUGAUGGAAAUGCAAAUCGGGGC